Exophiala oligosperma is the source of this 261-nucleotide messenger RNA. RefSeq lists its product as uncharacterized. Lineage: Eukaryota; Fungi; Ascomycota; Eurotiomycetes; Chaetothyriales; Herpotrichiellaceae. Bases 1 to 261 code for a protein of 86 amino acids. The transcript has a single exon. The record is from RefSeq and is a predicted model, not a curated record.
AUGGACGAAUUGGACGGCGACGAUGUCGAUACCGACAGCUUCAUUCCUAACUUCCGACUUCCUCCUACGACUGGGAACACAAUGCAAAUGGGCAUGCAAGCCUCGCCCCCUAUGACGACGAGCGCUGCUAGCGACGGAGGCAGUGGAAAUCUCUUGAUUGAUCCGUACGACCCAAUGUUGGAUGCGGAUCCAUUCGGUCUUACUGCAAGCAUGCAUUUUCCGAAUCCCUAUACAUAUCCGCCGUCACAAGCCAGGAGGUAG